Ictalurus furcatus (blue catfish) is the source of this 1272-nucleotide messenger RNA. It is a transcript of the gene mboat4, whose product is annotated as membrane bound O-acyltransferase domain containing 4. Bases 1 to 1272 code for a protein of 423 amino acids. The record is from RefSeq and is a predicted model, not a curated record. Gene Ontology annotation, biological process: lipid modification; peptidyl-serine octanoylation. The transcript has 3 exons. Gene Ontology annotation, cellular component: endoplasmic reticulum membrane. Gene Ontology annotation, molecular function: serine O-acyltransferase activity. NCBI's taxonomy places the organism in Eukaryota, Metazoa, Chordata, Actinopteri, Siluriformes, Ictaluridae.
AUGGAUCUUUUGUGGAUGAUUUUUAAUCAAAAUCCUCAGCUGGCAUACCAGUUGUUCACUAUACCUUUGGCUUUUUUGUUUUACAGCUUGGCUACACAAGGAUAUCUCACUCUGUUUAACAGGCAUAUCUGUCUGGCAUUGGGAGGAUUCAUCCUUGCCAUUCUGACUAUGGGCCCAUACAGCACGCUGCUGUUUAUCACCAAUAUCACAUUUGUGUUACUGGUGCGCUUCAUGGAACCAGUUCAUAUUCACUACUGGAUUUUUGGGCUGCAGAUGUGUUGGCAAACAUUGUGGCACUUCUAUAUGCAGUACCAACACUACUGGCUCCAGGAACCUCCAGAUUCCAGGUUUGUGCUGGCCAUGUCUGCUUUAAUGCUUCUCAGUCAGAGAGUUACGUCAGUAUCAAUGGAUCUCCAGGAAGGAAAAGUCAUCAGGAAUUUCCGAGAAAGCUUCCAGAGCCAAGUUGUUUGCCUCGUUCCUUUCAUGAGCUACACUAUGUAUUUUCCUGCCCUUAUUGGAGGACCGCUUUGUCCAUUCAACACUUAUGUGAACUUCGUGGAGCAGAUAAGUGUCAAUCCACCACCUUCUCCUCUUACCAUUCUGUCUUGGAAGAUGUUGCAGGUUUUACUUCUGCUAGUUCUCAAAUUUCUCCUUACAAGCGUUCUACAAUCAAGCAUAUUCAGCCUAAGUAGCUCUCCAAGUAUAUUAUGGAUCUGGAUCUUCUCCCUGGUGCUCAGAUUGACUUAUUAUGUUCACUGGAAAAUAAGUGAAUGUGUUAACAAUGCAGCAGGAUUAGGUUUCAGUGGCUACAGUACAACCAGAGGUGCAUUGUGGAAUGGACUUUCUGAUGGUGAUGCAUUUGAGAUUGAAACCUCAAGUAAUAUUUCAGCCUUUGCUCGCCUCUGGAACAGGACAACUGCUGCCUGGUUACGCAGAUUAGUGUUUCAUAAGAGCAGCAGGAUGCCGGUGCUUAUGACUUUCUGCUUCUCGGCUUUGUGGCAUGGCUUGUACCCAGGUCAAGUGGCAGGCUUCCUUGGAUGGGCUGUAGCUGUGUUAGGAGACCACAAGCUACACAAACACCUUUCUCCAAGGCUCACCACAGCUUGGAGGAAAGGCUUGUUUACUUGUUUAAGCUGGCUCUACACUCAGGUUGUCAUCGCUUGUGUUGUGGUCACAACUGAACUUCAAAGUUUGGAGGCACUCAUGCUGUUUUGUACAACACACAUUGCUCUAGUUCCACUUGCAAGCAUUUUAAUACUGUUCAUUUUAUAA